Molecule: messenger RNA, 1146 nt
Organism: Paramecium tetraurelia
Lineage: Eukaryota; Ciliophora; Oligohymenophorea; Peniculida; Parameciidae
Exons: 3
Biological process (GO): phospholipid biosynthetic process
Cellular component (GO): membrane
Molecular function (GO): phosphotransferase activity, for other substituted phosphate groups
Source: RefSeq, a predicted model, not a curated record
AUGCUUUUUCAAAAAUAUGUGAAUCCAUAAUAUUAUGAAAAUUUGAGAAGGUUUAAAUACAGUGGUCAGAAUCUUUCAAUUUUAUACAAUUGGAUUCUAGGGGAUCUUGCAUAAUGGGUGGUUGAUUAAUUGCCUAAAUCAGUAGCACCAAACCUUAUCACUAUUACAGGAUUCUGCAAUUUAUUAACAUCCUUUGUCCUGAUUUUCAUAUUGAAUCCAAUGUUCGAUUUGGAUUUACCUUAAUGGGCGAGUCUAUAUAUAGCUUGGACAAUAUUUGUGUAUCAGACAUUAGACAAUGCAGAUGGAAAAUAAGCCAGAAGAACAAAAUAAUCGACUGCUUUGGGAAUGCUCAUGGAUCAUGGCAGUGAUUGCACAGCUACUUGGAUAUCUGGAUUAUUGUACAUGAAUGCUUUCAAAAUUGUGUUUACUCCAUUUAACAUGUUAACAGCAAUAGGUGUAAGUUUCUUAGGGUUUUAUUUUGGUGUUUAUUGUUAAUAACACACAGGAGUAUUUUAAUUGGGAGUCAUUAAUGGAGUUGAUGAAGGACUACCUAUCCUAUAAUUAUUUUUCUUGAUAACUGCAUUCAAGUCCUCAUAAUUUUGGCUGAAUGAAAUUUAACUCACUAAUACUAUUUCAAUUCAAUACAAUACAGUGUUGCUAGUGAUCACUAUUACUGCAUCUAUUGUUACGAUCAUUUAAUUUUGUUACCCUGUAUUCAAGAAAAUGAAUUGGAACAUUCUAAAAAUUCUAUAAAGUCUCUCCUUACCUAUUACUUUAAUGAUAACCUUCGUUAGUUUGACCUAUCUAUCACCAACUAAUGUACUAUCAAAAUGGUUCCAUAUUUAUGUUGUGACUAUUGGAUUGCAGUGGUCAAAAAUGAUUAACUUAUGGUAGUUGGCAAUCAUUACUAAAGAAACUUUCAGUUAGUAUUCAAUCACAUGGGCUUUGACAUUGGGUUCGAUUAUGUUGAAUUUGAUAUCAUAGUUUUUAACAGCAGACGGUCUUUGCUAUUUUGAUGAAGUCAAAUUGAUCUUCGUCCUAUUAGCAUUCUCACUUUUAUCCUAUCUACAUUGUGUAACAAGUAUAGUUCGUGAAUUAUGUGAAAUCCUUGAUAUCUAUGCUUUUAGCAUAAAAUACCCAUAAUGA